GAAACAGAUGCACCACUAGCUGAGACUGCAACUUUAAAGGUUUCAAAUCCAGAUUCAAUGUCAAUGGAUGAACCAGAGAUUAAAGUGGAACAAGAAAACUCAAACAAGCCACCUGAUCAGCCUGCUGAGAUGAGUUCAUGACAAUUGAGGAGGCAGGAGAGACAUUAAAGAAGGGAAAGAUCAAAUUGGGACAGAGAGAAGGGCUUCCUUUGUUUCAAAUUGAUGCCGAUAGAAGACACCAGAGCUCACAACCAUGAUUCACUUUGUGCUUCUCAUCAGCCGACAAGGAAAAGUGAGGUUGACAAAGUGGUAUUCACCUUAUGCACAGAAGGAAAGAACAAAGGUAAUCAGGGAACUCAGUGGUUUAAUUCUCCCGCGAGGACCCAAGCUUUGCAACUUUGUGGAGUGGAGGGGUUUUAAAGUUGUUUAUAAAAGAUAUGCCAGACUGUAUUUCUGCAUGUGCAUUGACCAGGAUGACAAUAGAUUAGAGAUUCUUGAAAUUAUACACCAUUAUGUCGAAAUACUUGACCGCUACUUUGGAAGUGUCUGCGAGCUUGAUUUAAUCUAUAAUUUUCAUAAGGUAUAUUACAUUGCCCUGCUAUGUGUUUGAAUCCUUUUUCCCUUAUC
Cornus florida is the source of this 627-nucleotide messenger RNA. Its product is annotated as AP-1 complex subunit sigma-2-like. The record is from RefSeq and is a predicted model, not a curated record. Gene Ontology annotation, biological process: intracellular protein transport; vesicle-mediated transport. The coding region runs from base 254 to 610 and encodes 118 amino acids. The transcript is spliced from 7 exons. Gene Ontology annotation, cellular component: membrane coat; AP-1 adaptor complex; intracellular membrane-bounded organelle. Gene Ontology annotation, molecular function: clathrin-cargo adaptor activity. NCBI's taxonomy places the organism in Eukaryota, Viridiplantae, Streptophyta, Magnoliopsida, Cornales, Cornaceae.